UUUGCCGCAGAGGACAUGGAGACCUGACGGGACCUUGAACAUACGGUCCUGAGGCUGAACCCGCUGCUGUGUUCAAUCUGGGGGGGGCAGGAGGCAGAAAACAAGUGCACACUGGGAAUUUAACCACAGCGAGACGCUGGCCACGGUGGUAUGGGCAUGGAAAACACUGGAUUUUGGAUAUUCCUGAUAACAACUUGUGUUGUUCCAGGAAUAAAUGGCCAGACUGUGGAAAUGGAUGACGGGAAGUCGGGGUAUGUUGGCUCAAAGGUGGAUCUCCGCUGUCGGUUCAUUAACAGCUCCCCGCCCGUCAAAAUCUCCCAGGUAACAUGGCAGAAACUGGUGAACGGCACCAAGCAGAACGUGGCGAUCGCCAACCCCUCCCUGGGUGUGUCCGUGGCGCCGCCCUACAGGGACCGCGUCACCUUCAAGAACGCAGCAGUGAGGCGACGAACUCCGACCCUUGAAGACACCACCAUCACCUUCUCCUCGCUCCGCCUCUCUGACGAGUCCACCUACAUCUGUGAAUACACCACGUUCCCCGCAGGAAACCGGGAGAACACAGUGAACCUCACUGUCUACGUUCGCCCAACAACUCAGAUGAGUCUGUCCUCACCGACACUAGUGGCUCGUUCAUCCAAUCUGAAAACACCGGUGGCCACUUGCAUCUCUGCCAAUGGAAAACCACCUGGCACCAUCAGGUGGGAGACAAAGGUGCCGGGAGAAGUGACCACUCGAGAGUACAGAAACUCAGACGGGACUUUCACUGUUCAGAGUGACUACGUUUUGGUGCCCAGCAAAGAAACGCAUAGGGAAACGCUCACCUGUGUCACCAGCUACAACGAGGAGGUCUUCACUGACAGUGUCACCCUCGAUAUUCAGUAUGAGCCAGAUGUUUCAGUGGACGGGUUUGAUGGAAACUGGUAUGUGAACAGAGAGAACGUCCAGCUGAGCUGCCAAGCUGAUGCCAACCCAGCCGUCUCUCUGUAUCAGUGGAGACUAAUUAAUGGCUCCAUACCAAGCAAUGCUGAGAUCCGAGACAAUGUCCUUACCUUUAAAGGACCAGUCACAUACGACCUGCAAGGUACCUAUGUGUGUGAUGCAACCAACAGCAUUGGGACACGGUCAGGCUCUGUGGAGGUCAGCAUUAUAGAAAAGCCACUACCGCAGAUUGCAACAGGUGAUGUCAUCAGUGUAAUCGCCUUAUUACUGGCUGCUGGAGUGCUCAUGGGCAUUACUAUCACAGUCCUGGUGCUCAAAAUAAGAAGUAGAAAAGACAACUCCUCAAAUGAUUCCCCGUCCAGAAAACUGUCCCAGCCAAUAAGGAAAAGACCAGGAGAUGAGAUCCAGCAUUCAGGACGGUUUUAUGAAGAGCUUCCAAACACAGCGGACUAUGUGAGCUACAGACUGGCCUGUAACAAGGAGGACUACCCAGAGCCCUACUCCCCUCCCAUCAACCCUCCUCUCUCGUUCCUGCCCCAGCACCCCUACCACUCCUCACAACCAACCACUGCAACCAGCAGCAGCAGCACCACCACGUCAAAAAACACCUUCUCUCCCCCUUCACACACCACGGCCAUCUUUAAGUACCCCUCAGUACCGGGCCUGUCUUCUCCUCCUCCAGGAGUGGCGGCAUACACUUUUCCCAAAGAGCAGUAUGUCUGAACCGACAUCUUGUUACAAACUCAGACCUCUCCAGUGAGCUCAGAUUAAACAACCCGAUUCAAACCCGAACCUUUCCCAAGAGGAGGUUGGAAAAAUAUGUUGAACUCUGGACCAUCAGAAGGUGUCUCUGCACUGUCUGCACCAUUGUGGAUGGCUCGGGAGGUCAAAGGACAAUGCAGCUUUUGUUGUUGCACCUGGAAUUCAGUCCAAUUUUCUCUCUUUGGUCUUAUCUUUUACUGUGGUAUUUAUUCUUUGAAAAGGGAAGACUGCUGAACCAUGUUUCAAAUGUCUGCGAGCAAGUUCAAGUUUUAGGUUACAGGCAGGUCGAGUUAAAGAUGAUUUGACUUUAAUUGGAAUAAGUAUAUAUUGCAUGGAUGUAUUACAUUUGAUGGGAAAAUACUUCAAACAGAAUGGAUGAAAUUAUCUACUGAUGUUCCAUGUGGUUGACCCCUUACUUUAACCUCCAUGGUAUCAUUUUGUAAUAAAAAAACAAAGAAAACAAAAAAAAUACUAUACUUUCCUACUCUCGAUUUAUCCUGUGUUGUACACACUGACCAUCCCUUUACUGAGGAGCAGCAGGCCUCACCUUUCGGUUUUACCCUCUGUCCUGAUGUAAUACUUUCACUGUGUUUGUAUUUUGUAUCAUUCAUGUUUUUCUGCUUUCUGAAAAAAAAACAUUUUUAUUUACU
Molecule: messenger RNA, 2351 nt
Organism: Seriola dumerili (greater amberjack)
Lineage: Eukaryota; Metazoa; Chordata; Actinopteri; Carangiformes; Carangidae
Gene: nectin1a
Product: nectin-1-like
Exons: 10
Coding region: 151-1662 (503 amino acids)
Biological process (GO): protein localization to cell junction; heterophilic cell-cell adhesion; homophilic cell-cell adhesion
Cellular component (GO): adherens junction
Source: RefSeq, a predicted model, not a curated record